Messenger RNA from Leptonychotes weddellii (Weddell seal), 2443 nucleotides. The record is from RefSeq and is a predicted model, not a curated record. Lineage: Eukaryota; Metazoa; Chordata; Mammalia; Carnivora; Phocidae.
GCCUCCGCGAGGGGCCGGGGGCUAAGUGCGGGGACAGGGCUCGGCUGUAUUACCAAGUCCUAAAUUUUGGAAUGAUUGUCUCCUCGGCACUAAUGAUCUGGAAGGGGCUAAUGGUCAUAACUGGAAGCGAAAGUCCAAUUGUAGUGGUGCUCAGUGGCAGCAUGGAACCAGCAUUUCAUAGAGGAGAUCUUCUCUUUUUAACAAAUCGUGUUGAAGAUCCCAUCCGAGUGGGAGAAAUUGUUGUUUUUAGGAUAGAAGGAAGAGAGAUUCCUAUAGUUCACCGAGUCUUGAAGAUUCAUGAAAAGCAAAAUGGACAUAUUAAGUUUUUGACCAAAGGAGACAAUAAUGCCGUUGAUGACCGAGGCCUCUAUAAACAAGGACAACACUGGCUAGAGAAGAAAGAUGUCGUGGGGAGAGCAAGGGGAUUUGUUCCUUAUAUUGGGAUUGUGACGAUCCUCAUGAAUGACUAUCCGAAAUUUAAGUAUGCAGUGCUCUUCUUGCUGGGUUUAUUCGUGCUGGUCCAUCGUGAGUAAGAAGUCUGCCUUGCUGUUCCUGGAAGAUGCCGUACUUUUCGUUCCUGAAUGUUUGGCGUAGAUAUUGGUCUGUGGUUGUUGGAGUGCAGAAUGCACAUGUUGGCGCUUCUCGGUAGCAACGGUUUGCAUUAGUUUCUGUUUCCACACCAGGGUACGUGUGGGCGGGUGCACGGGCACCAUGGCGCACACUCAAGGGGACUCUCAAUCACAGGAUUUCAUACGUUGUCAUUGUCACACUUUCACAUUUUUGUACAUCAGUGAAUUUUUUAUAUUAAAAGGUUGAGCCAAAGCCCCCAGUGUUUGUAUUUUGAAGCCAAGCUUCACUUCUAAAGUGCCUACAGAGUUCUGUAAAUGAAAAUGCAACUCUGCACGAGUUUGAAACCGUCAUUCCUCCGUAUAAGAUGGGAAUGGCAUAUCCUGAGGUGGUCGUAAGUCUUAACUUUUCAAAUUUUAAAUAAAAGACUUUGCAUAUUGAACCCCUUAUCCCUGACUUGUGUUUGUCGGGAAAGCUUUGCCUUCCUCUGCUGGUUCUUAGCACCCUUGGGGGAGAUAAAGGCUUUGAUGUGAGCAGUCCUUCAGCUAAGAAGGUUGUCCUCAUACUAACAACUGGUUUUUGUUUGUUUGUUUGUUUGUUUGUUUUUGUGGAGCAAAAGUGGCCAUUGGCGUUCAUAGGCUAUCUCUUAGCCAUAAAAUUGAUUCUUCACUAGGGUGUGACUCAGAUGUGUAGAAACACAGUGUUGCUGAAAGGUUCAGAAAGUCUCACUGGGCUGUGAAGGCUCUUCUCCUUCUCUGCACUUGAGACACUCUCAGCCCUUUCUACACGUUGGCAGUGUGCUUCAACAUCUGGAGGAAGCAGGAGAAAGGUGCCGGAGGGCAAGCGUGCUACUUGUUUUUUUAAAACUCUCAUUUGCCUGAGCCUGUCCUCUUAAGUGCCUGGCUUCGCUUUUCUCUCGUGCAGACUUAGAGAAGGCAAGAUUUAAAGUAGUGAAUGCAAAGCCCAGUUGUGUCUUUCUUCCUCUCAUGUUGAGGCAGUUAGGGAAAGGGCCAGUUGUAGGGUAAGCCAGUGUGUUUUAAGUACAAAAUACUCUUAAUUCUUUUUAUUCUCUUCUUGUAUUAAUGUGAAAUCUGAAAGUAAGCAAAUUUUCUGUGUUGGGCUAAAUGAGCAGUUUCUAUUAUUUGUUCAGCUGAGGUGGAUCAGCUGAAGUGGAAAUCAGUCCACACUUUAAUGUUAAUGGAAUCAGCAUUAAAAGAUGGAGACAAUUUACAGCUAAGAACAGUUAAUCUUCCGAAGCUCUCCCAUAUAGAGAAUAGUGCCAUCCAAAAUCCGUUAACUAGGCCUUAGUCUUUAAACUCUGGCUGUGGGCUCUGAAUGAUCUCAACCGAGUAGGACACUUGGCACAUCAGGGCUAGCAGGUGCUUCUUUGAACCUGCCGGUGAGGCUUGUAUUGUACUUACAUUUUCUCAUGAGCCACGGAGAGUGUGGAAGCAGUCCCCCAUGCAUAGAAUGGCAGAAAAUUGCUACUCUCCCCAUGUUUUUCCUCCUAAUCACCUGCAGAGGAUGGGGUUAACUGCUUGGCCUAACCAUCGUCGCUGUUUUUGCAGCAACCUUUCUGGGACUGCUCUGGAGAAGUUGUGUGCUUUGCUGCCCGGUGUUGGGAUCCUGGGGUUCUUUGUGAUCCUAGCUUGCCUGAGUUGUACUUGUAUCCUCGGCCAUCCAGAUUUCUCCUCCGUAUACACUUAAAACAUUAAAUAUUUUCCUCAUUUGUGUAUUUUCACACCCAGUUUUGUUUUUCCUCCUUUGCUGGAUGCUCUUGUUGGAAGCAAUAGCUAAAUUUUUCUGAGAAGUAAUCAAAUCAUUCAAAAGUAUUUGAAUUACUCUCUUAGCCAAAAAUAAAGAUUAUUUUGGGAGA